Aphidius gifuensis is the source of this 567-nucleotide messenger RNA. RefSeq lists its product as uncharacterized. Bases 1 to 567 code for a protein of 188 amino acids. The record is from RefSeq and is a predicted model, not a curated record. NCBI's taxonomy places the organism in Eukaryota, Metazoa, Arthropoda, Insecta, Hymenoptera, Braconidae. The transcript has a single exon.
AUGACUUUUUGUCGAUUAAAUCAACAAAAAAUUCGUGCUGAUAGUUAUAGAGGAUUGAUUGAUCAUUUACAAUGGACAGCCGAAGAAUCAGAUAAUCACGUAGGAAAAAUGGUGAUUCUGCCAUCAUCAUUUACAGGUUCUCCAUGUAAUAUGUUGCAAUAUUAUCAAGAUGCAAUGGCUAUUGUUAGGAAAUUUGGUAAACCUGAUCUUUUUAUAACUAUGACGUGUAGUCCGAAUUGGCGAGAAAUCAAAGAAAAUUUAUUACCCGGCCAAAUUGCAUCUGACAGACCAGACAUUGUUUCAAAAGUGUUUGAUAUAAAAAAGAAUGAACUUAUAACAGUAAUAAAAAAGCAACAGUUAUUCGGUAAAGUACCUGCAUUUGUUUACGUAGUUAAAUAUCAAAAACGUGGACUUUUACAUGUACAUUUAUUAGUUACUUUAAAUAGUAAUGAUAAAAUGACCACUCCUGAAAAAGUUAAUAAGUUCAUUGUGGCAGAAAUUCCUAAUUCAAACGUAAAUCCCAUAUUGCAUAAUAUUGUCAUUGAAAAUAUGAUUCAUGGUCUUUGA